Molecule: messenger RNA, 459 nt
Organism: Aphanomyces astaci
Lineage: Eukaryota; Oomycota; Saprolegniomycetes; Saprolegniales; Verrucalvaceae
Exons: 2
Coding region: 1-459 (152 amino acids)
Source: RefSeq, a predicted model, not a curated record
AUGAAGACGGUGGUGUGUCUUGUCGAAGGGAAAAUCUGUCGCAUUGACGUCGGGGAAAGUAAGACCGUGGCUGACAUCAUUAUAAUGCUCGCGCGCCAGAUAAACUAUCCACUUCCCGCGUACUGCAUAAAGGUAUACCUGAUGAAGCGAAACGGCAAGUGGCUCAAGACAGGGAGCCCUGAAGCCCAGCAGCUCAUGCGAUUGAGCAUUCCGUUUAGUGUCCGAGCCACGAUAAUACUCCACGGAGCUAUACGUCUCUCAUCUGUGAACGACCCUGCAUUUGGGUUCCUGGACACUGAAGAUGUUGGCGACGACGACAUCCACGUCUUGGUGCGGAAUGUGACGUUGAAAGUUGCUCACCGUCGUAUGCAUGAAUUUGGGUGGUAUGGAGUACCAUAUCAUGUCACGGCAUUGAGGUGGCUCCGUAAGCGGCUUUUGUCGACGAAUGUGGGUCCGUAA